AUGAAUGAUAGAUGGCUCAAAUUAGAAAUAGGCAACAAAUGUGGAGAAAAUGCGCCAAACUGUAUUUGUACAGGUAGUACUGGAAAUUUUACUACCAGCAGGGACACCGAUUUUGAUCAGGUAGUUGGUUUUGUCCGGUACACUCAUAGAAGUGACGAACCAUUCAGGCUCCUGAAAAACAUAGGUGAUGAUGAACAGCUAGAUGUUGGUGAUAACUACCAAGAAGUUAAAGGGGUAACGGAAGUCUCAGUUUAUUACUGGAGUGAGAAUGAAAGAAAGCCACUCCUUCUUAGGGUUGUAAAGGAUGGUGUGACACAUGAACCCGAGUAUUAUUAUAAGUACGGGGGCAAUGAAAAUGAAGCCGGUGGUCAACAGAAUCUUUGGAGGCAUAAGAACCAUGAAGGAGGAAUAUCAUUACAGACCAGACUCGAUGAAAGAAAUCUUGGUAUAAACAAUCGUAUUCCUCUAUAUCUUGAUGAGCCUGAUAAACCUCUUGGUUUGGGUUCCGAUCUUGCGAAAAGUGUAACUAUACAACAUGUUCAACCACCACCUCCUCAGCUUGUUGGAGGUGGCUACACCAUUACAGAAUAUAAGCUUAAUGGUGAUACAAAUACAAGCAUUUCCAGAAUAGAAUAUGGAAAGCAGAAGGUUAAUGUGGAUAUUCCUCCCGGUGGAAUGAAUACAGUUAGAUUAUACUCUUCACCUGUUAAUUCCAAUGUGCCUCUGAUGGUUAACUUUAACCUAAAGAAUGGAGAGCCUAGAUGGUACUUUAGCAAAACUCAAGAUGGUAGAAGCUGGAUAGAAGUUGGAAGUACCGAUAAUUUUUAUAAGGAUGAUCUACCCACUGAGAAUCUUGCCAAGAAUUUGGAUGGGUUUGCUUGUAAGUACCACAAAGCAGUUACCAUGGAUUUAACCAAGGACACUUUUAAGGGAAAAAAGGAGAAAGAUUGUGCUGAUGGUAAGAGUCAAAACAUCUCCGUUGAACAGGUAGAGAUCACAGGAGACAGUGGUAGAAAGACUAAAUACACCAAGUACUCCAUUAAAGACCGUGAACAUAAGUUAGUCGAUUUAAAGUUUUAUCACAAUGGCUAUGAGGAUCAAAGAAGACGUAUUAAGUCUAAUUCAUUAAACUUUCCCAUUCAAGGUCCAGCGGACAUCUAUACAUUUUACUCCAGUAAUACCAAGGAUCCAGUCCUCAUCUAUGUUGAUGCUAGUAGAAGUAGCGGGGAAUCUCAGGCUAAUACAGGAUGGUACAGGAGGAGUAAAAAUGGCUAUGAUAGCCCUUGGACUAAACUUCGUAAGCAGCUAAGAAACAUAACACAUCAGAAUUUUAGAGAACUUGACUGCGACAACUGGAAUACACUUGUUGGUGAACUUAAGCGUGGUGACAGUGGCUUACAAGAAUGUCCUCAAGAGACUGCUAAACAACAAGAUAAACAAGGACAACAACGUGCUGAAGAGCUACGUUCUGGAGGUGAAGAAGCGGAGGAAACUGCUAAAGAAGAGGAUGUUAAAGCUAGUGAAGAUGAACAAUCUGAUGAAGAAGGCUCAUAUACAGUACUAGGUGCUGCUGGACCUAAAGCUGUUAGUAGUAGAGAUAAAGAUGGUCCUCCUGGAGGUAAUGGACUUAUAGGACCUAAUGGUGAUGGAGGCCCUGCUGGUGGUAAACCUGGUGCUGAAGAUACUCCUUCUGAACCUGCUCCUUUUACUAGUCUUAUUACUGGUGGCUCUGCUAUAGCCGGAUACUUCUUUGCUGGAACUGCAGGAUCCGGAUUAACUGGCUUCUUGGGAUAUAAGGGUUAUAAGUUAUACCAAAACUUUAAAGGAGACCCUUGGGUUAGACACAGAUAUUCUAUAGAGUUUUUAAAGAAUGUACCAUGUUGA
Molecule: messenger RNA, 1884 nt
Organism: Theileria equi strain WA
Lineage: Eukaryota; Apicomplexa; Aconoidasida; Piroplasmida; Theileriidae
Exons: 1
Coding region: 1-1884 (627 amino acids)
Source: RefSeq, a predicted model, not a curated record